This is a messenger RNA of Camelina sativa (false flax), 414 nucleotides long. Lineage: Eukaryota; Viridiplantae; Streptophyta; Magnoliopsida; Brassicales; Brassicaceae. The record is from RefSeq and is a predicted model, not a curated record.
AUGGAGAGUCUAGGUGAGGAUGAGAAGGUGAUUCUCGUGGCACAUAGUUCGAGCGGGCUUGCUGUUUCCAACUUUCCAAGGCCAUGGAGAUAUGAGAUAUCCAUGAUAAGUUUGUAUUUGGAGAUGGGCCUAGUAAACCUCCAACACUUUCCAUUGGAGCCCACUUUUCUUUCAUUAACCAUGUAUGAUCUUAGUCCUAAAGAGGACGUGGAAUUGGCUGUGUUAUUGAGACGGCCACAAAGGUUAUUCAACAACGUAGAGAUAGACACAAGUCUUGUGCUCACUCCCGAGCGAUUCGGGUCGGUAAAUCGGGUAUUUGACAAGUCACUGGUGAAAGACUUUCAGCUCUGGAUGAUCAAGAAUAACCCUCCUAACUACGUGGAGUAUAUCCAGAAAUCUGACCAUAUGGCAUGA